This is a messenger RNA of Leptinotarsa decemlineata (Colorado potato beetle), 1512 nucleotides long. It is a transcript of the gene slmo, whose product is annotated as PRELI domain containing slowmo. Gene Ontology annotation, cellular component: mitochondrial intermembrane space. The record is from RefSeq and is a predicted model, not a curated record. NCBI's taxonomy places the organism in Eukaryota, Metazoa, Arthropoda, Insecta, Coleoptera, Chrysomelidae.
CUUUUUUUUCCUUCUUUCGUUGUGUGAAGUCGUCAAGUGACUCACGCAAGUGACGCAAGGCAAGGUCAGUCGAACAUUGGCUCUUGUUUUAGGUGGCAGUAGGGGCUCAGCUGGACCAAAACUCUUUGGCUGGACUGUCUAUUUGACAGUUUCUAUUUCAACUAACCAUGAAAAUUUGGACAAGUGAACACAUAUUCAAUCACCCCUGGGAGACGGUGGCCACAGCAGCCUGGAGGAAAUAUCCCAACCCUCACAAUACUGCAGUUAUCGGAACGGACGUUGUAGAAAGAAGGGUUGUGGACGGGGUGUUACACACUCAUAGACUGGUCAGCUCGAUUUGGUAUUUCCCUAGAUGGGCGCAAGCUCUCAUUGGUUCUGCCAAAGUAUGUUAUGCGAGUGAACAAUCAGAAGUUAAUCCCUCAUCUCGUCACAUGAUCCAGAAGACCAUCAACCUCACAUUCUGUCGACACAUUGCCGUCGACGAAACCCUGAAGUAUGUUCCGCAUCCGUCUGAUCCGAGCAAAACACUACUCAAGCAAGAAGCCGUAGUAUUGGUCAAAGGUGUGCCUCUGACCAACUACAUGGAAGAUCUCCUGACAACCAAGAUCUCUACUAAUGCCAGCAAAGGUCGUCAAGCUAUGGAAUGGGUAAUAAAUAAACUGAAUGAAGAAGUAAAGGAUCUCACGCGGACUACUGACGAAUUCAUCUUCCAGUCGAAGAAGUCCCUCGACGACAUUGCGUCCAGUGCGAAGAAGUCCAUGGACGAUAUAUCUCAUAAAGCGAAGAAGAGCCUUGAUGACAUGCAACAAUUCAAUUUAAGUUAAUUGAAGUCUUUCGUGGAUUGUCUAGCACAAUUUUUUCAUCAUUCUCGUCUGGCUGCCUGUGAGAAAAUCGUGAUGUAUUGAAGGAAAUUACUGAGAGAAAUAAAAAACUUUUCCGUGUUGACAAUCUGGCGAAUUUUAGUAAGCAAAUCUAUUUUUUUCUUUUGGUUUGUGAAAAGAAACUAAAAUUUGUCUAUUAAUUGUGUAGAAAUAUUUAAAGUAAAUUUUUAUUAUACAAUAACUAAUUUAAUGCCAACACCAGAAGAAAAUAUUUUUACAGCAUCGUUAUCACUGAAAAAGCAUCCUACAUACGAUACUCAAAGGAGUUCAGGUUAUUUUAUUUCGAAACUCCUAUAUUCAGCAUCAUUAUUUUCAGUUUUGCACCGUGGCACGACUCUUUUCCUCUGCAAAUUGAUUAAUUUUCUAACAGGCAGUGAACUCACUGUUCAUUGUUGUUGACAAGUAUUAGCAUUUUACAAAGUAUAUAUUCGCCAGGUUUUUCCUGCAUAUAAUGUGAUCAUAAUACCAAUGUAAAUAAAUAUGCCCUGAGAUCUUAUUUAUUGAACAUUCCUACAACUGGAUGUUUAUAUUAUUGUAUUUCCUAGUUGUAUAUACACCUAAAUUCUAGGUAAACAAUUAUUAGUGAUUUUCAGUUGAAAUUUAUGUUGAAAAUAAACGUUCCCAGCAAAUA